ACUGUCGACUGGCUCCUAAAUGCCCAGUCUGUGAUUAUCGUACCUGGUUAUGGAUUGUGUGCCGCUCAAGCUCAGUAUCCGAUUGCUCAGCUCGCUAAGACCUUGAACGAUCGUGGAGUCCGAGUGCGAUUUGCCGUCCAUCCCGUUGCCGGUCGAAUGCCUGGACAGUUGAAUGUACUUCUUGCGGAAGCCGGAGUUCCUUACGAUAUUGUUGAGGAAAUGGAUGACAUCAAUGCCGAUUUUGACCAUACUGACGUGGCUCUAGUAGUUAUAAUGAAGCGAACAUUGGGAGUCGGUUAUGCAGCUGUCGACAAUCCGGUAUUCUUCAAUGAGAACACUGCCAUGUUGUUGGGUGACGCGAAGAAAAUGUGUGAUCAACUUCUGUCCACGGUCGAGUCAACAUCAACCUAG
Messenger RNA from Cooperia oncophora, 411 nucleotides. Lineage: Eukaryota; Metazoa; Nematoda; Chromadorea; Rhabditida; Trichostrongylidae. The record is from the annotation of a GenBank genome assembly.